Messenger RNA from Larimichthys crocea (large yellow croaker), 6959 nucleotides. It is a transcript of the gene mapk8b, whose product is annotated as mitogen-activated protein kinase 8b. Bases 439 to 1593 code for a protein of 384 amino acids. Gene Ontology annotation, molecular function: MAP kinase activity; ATP binding. The transcript has 12 exons. NCBI's taxonomy places the organism in Eukaryota, Metazoa, Chordata, Actinopteri, Sciaenidae. Gene Ontology annotation, biological process: protein phosphorylation. The record is from RefSeq and is a predicted model, not a curated record.
CGGGAACGCGCAGGCGGUCUUGAACACCCCCCUCCCCUCCCCGGUCCUUCAUUGUGCAGCCGAGGAAACAUCGCAAGGUUUCGACGACGUUGGUAUGAAAUGGCAGAAACUGCUUGUGUCACGGAAGCACAAAGAUUAGGUUACGUUGAAGCUACACAUGUAUUUUGCGAUGACCCUGGCCUGCUAGCGUGAGGGGAAACGGGAGCGUAUCCGGAGGGAAAAAAAAGAGGGAUUAAAAAGCUGCUUUUUGUUUUCUCCGAAAAAGAAAAAGAAAAAACAACAACAAAAAAACGUCCGGGUUGUGUCUCCAGCAGCAGCAGGCAGGCAGCAAACGGCGACUGACUGCGGGUCGACACUGGUGGAAUUAACCGGAGAGAGGGUCUUGAGAGGAGAGCUCCACUUGGAUGCCCAGUCACAGCGUUUGUCCAAGGCUUCACCAUGAACCGGAACAAGCGUGAAAAGGAGUACUACAGUAUAGAUGUGGGAGAUUCGACUUUUAUGGUUUUAAAGCGCUACCAGAACCUCAGACCUAUCGGAUCCGGAGCACAGGGAAUUGUCUGUUCAGCGUACGACCACAACUUGGAGAGGAACGUCGCCAUCAAGAAGCUGAGCCGGCCGUUUCAGAAUCAAACUCACGCAAAACGAGCCUACAGAGAACUGGUGCUCAUGAAAUGUGUCAACCACAAGAACAUAAUCGGCCUAUUAAACGUAUUCACGCCACAGAAGACACUGGAAGAAUUCCAAGAUGUGUAUCUAGUGAUGGAGCUGAUGGAUGCCAAUCUGUGCCAGGUGAUUCAGAUGGAGCUGGACCACGAGAGGCUGUCCUACCUGCUCUACCAGAUGCUGUGUGGAAUCAAACACCUGCACGCUGCCGGCAUCAUACACAGGGACCUGAAGCCCAGCAACAUUGUGGUGAAGUCUGACUGCACAUUGAAGAUCCUGGACUUCGGCCUGGCCAGGACAGCUGCCACCGGCCUCCUCAUGACGCCCUACGUGGUCACCCGCUACUACCGUGCCCCUGAAGUCAUCCUGGGCAUGGGCUACCAGGCCAACGUUGAUGUCUGGUCUGUUGGCUGCAUCAUGGCUGAAAUGGUCCGGGGUAGUGUGUUGUUUCCAGGCACCGAUCAUAUCGACCAGUGGAAUAAGGUGAUCGAGCAGCUGGGGACACCGUCUCAGGAGUUCCUGAUGAAGCUCAACCAGUCAGUGAGGACCUACGUGGAGAACAGGCCACGGUAUGCCGGCUACAGCUUCGAGAAGCUCUUCCCCGAUGUCCUGUUCCCUGCAGACUCCGAACACAACAAACUAAAAGCGAGCCAAGCUCGAGACCUACUAUCCAAGAUGCUGGUAAUAGACGCGUCAAAGCGGAUCUCUGUGGACGACGCUCUCCAGCACCCUUAUAUCAACGUGUGGUACGACCCGACUGAAGUGGAGGCGCCACCACCCGUGAUCACAGACAAGCAGCUGGAUGAGAGAGAGCACACAGUGGAGGAGUGGAAAGAGUUGAUAUACAAAGAAGUCUUGGACUGGGAAGAGAGGACGAAGAACGGUGUCAUCAGAGGACAGCCAGCGUCCAUAGCACAGGUUCAGCAGUGAGCAGCGGCCCCCGGCAGCACCACACCUCCACGUCCUCCUCCGCCAACGACGUCUCCUCCAUGUCCACCAACCCAACCCUGACCGACACCGACAGCAGCCUGGAGACGGCCAGCGCCGCCGCUGUCCCUGCCGCCGCCGCCGCUGCUACAGCCAACGCCCCCCUGGGCUGCGGCAGAUGACUAUCAUCUAAACACCUCCUCCCGGGCUGGGCCUCGUCCCCUGGUCACAUCCAAGACCACUAGCCCCGACACUGGCCCCUCUGUAUUUGCCUCCUCUUCUUCCUCCCACCUCCUCUCUGUGCUUGUCUUCAGUAGUGUAGAGAUUAGCCAGCUAGCUGUUUGAGUUUUAUUUUGAUUUCUGAAAUGACAGAUCUUAUUUUUUAUUUUUAUUUUUAAAGAAACAUUAGGAUUUCUUUUUUUUGUUCGAGUCCUAGCUGUAAUUUAUUGUGGCAUUUCUUAAUUUUUCAGAAACCUAAGAUGAUAAGAGAAUUUUUAUGAUUUCACUAUGUUCCGGUUUCUAUUAACCGACAGUGAGAAUUUAAAGAAAUACCUGUAAAAUGUUUUAAUGUGAUCUAUUUUUCUGUUGAAAGUCAUUUGUUUCACUUGUAAGCUACUGCUUUUACAACUUGCCAUAUAAAUGUAGAUUGAGUUUGUACAGAUUUUAUGGUAGAUGUAGUUUUAUCUUCGAUACAAGUUUGCAGUGAGCCAUUGAAACAUAAUUGAAUGACAGAUGGUCUCCCCUGAUCUGUUUUAUCUCACGAUAUGGAUACUGUUUGAAAUGCAUACAACAUGUCCAUUUAUUCUGAGAUCACGUAGAUUUACGUUAAAAUCUUCUUUUUUCUUUCUUUCUUGUGAAUCACUACUACUUCCUACAUUGUAAAUGAAAGCUUUAUGAUUUACUCGUUCACUUCCUGUUCAGACAUAAUAGGAUUAUAAAAAUGAUUCAUUUUACCUUCUAAAUUUAAGAUAUGGGAUUGAUAAUGGCACAGUUAGGGUCCCGCAAGAUAACGUGGAGCUUUUGGACAACUGUCUUCUGUAUUUUUUAAGUGCUUUAAAGUACCUCUUCCUCUUGUCUGCGACAGGCUGUGUGACAUUAUGGAACCGGAGAGGAGAGGUGGUAUUGCUUUGGAGGACUGGAUGCACGGAGCUCUUUCACGUUCUUCACCGGCUUGCUUUGAUACUGAGGUAGUGUUAACGACAAAACCCCACCGGGCACUCGUCUGUCACGUCGCGGCAGCGAUGGCUGUUUUAAUCCGUUCUCCAUGCGACUUCAAACCCCAUCAGGAGUGUUUUAGAAACCCGCUAGACAUUGUUUACUUGCUCAGAUUUGGUCUUUUUAUCCCUGGUUUAUGUGCUUCUAAAUAUGCUACAUAGUUAAAGAGUUUCCCUUUUGUCUGUUCUUAGGAUCAGAGGUUUCAAACACCCUGUGCGUGUUUGAUUUUGAAAAUUGACCGGGUUCUCUGUGCCGUUUCUUUAGCAUCUCUGUGCAGGUUGACCCAAACUGUCUGUGGUGUCCAUCAAAAAUAGAACAAACACAUUUUCCUAGCAGAGUAGAGCGGAGACCCGCUUCUGAACCAUACAACGGUACUUCUGGUGGGGACUGAAACAUUGGCUAGAAUGCAUUGCAUCCGUGCCUGGUGGAAUUUUGCCGUAACAGUUCUGGAUUUGAGGAAUGUUUUGGGGGGGGCUUUAUUGUUGCGCUUUGGGAGGUUUUUCCGAGAUGUAGAGUUGUGUGAAGUCGUUAAAUUGGUGAAUUGUAAGUAGAAUGUGUUUCAGACGUGUAGGGGAGUUGUGAUAUUGAGAACGCAUGUGAACCUGUUGAUAUUCGAUGUCUUGGAGGGAUUGUGAUUCUGCAGCCUGAUGGAACGGUGUGAAAAAGAUGUCUGCUUCCUACAGAUCCUGUUAUUAGUAAUGUGCUUUUGUGAAUCUGGAAAUUUGAGAGUGAUUUUUCUAAAGAGUUGGCCAAAUUCUUGAUGUACCGGACUUGCCUGCGGUUGUGAAUAAAAAGUCAAAGAACCUAAAAACUUAGCAUGUUAAACAGCAGCACAAACAACCAGUCAAAAGAAACAGUUCAUUCUUAUGGUAUGCAAUAAUAGUGCCCUUUUUGAGUGUUUUUGAUUUAGCUUGGAAAGGAAAAGUGCCUGUUUGUCAUUCAUUCCUGAGUACCUGGGAGGAAGUGUAUUCAUUAUAUGUCUGGUUUUUAUGGCGUCUGGAUAACAACAGUAGUUUCCAUAUCAAACCAAUAAUGUGUGAUGGGGUUGUAGUUCUCACAAAUCGUAUUGUAUAUUUUUCUACUUGUUUUGAUUUUGACCCUUGAGCGGGAGACAGCGGUGUCUUGCAGGGUAAGAAGGUGAUGACGUAUAGGUUGAGAUGCUCAAGCACGUGUUUGAGUCAUUUCAGAAGAAGAGGCAGUUUUAUUAAGGUCUUUCAUCAAAGUAAAAAGAAGUGUUUCUUUGCAGUGACAGCAACCGAAAUAUAGGUUAAAUAACAGUUUUUCGGCUUUUCUUUGAGUACUAAUUUAACGUAAUGAUUGUAAGAGAGAAGAAUGAACGGAAUAGACAUGCUUUAAAAUUCAUCUACUGGAUCAAACUAAACGAGUCAACUCUGCGACUGCAUUGUUGUCAGUAUUUCGUGGUGGUUUCGGAUACUGUUCACUGUUGGAAGGCAGAUCGAUGGUUUAGUUACGGAGACAUAUCUGAGAGGCAGAGCCAAACAAGCACAGUGUUUUUGGCUAAUUCAUUGGUUUUAUUGGCUUAAAGCUAUCUAGCCAAGUUGUGUAAUAUCAUGACCAUAAAUGAAUGACCCAAUUGCUAUAUUCAGUUUUUUGCUCUGCCUGCGGGAAAUGUUUGCAUAACUAAAAUUCCCAUCUGCAAGAGUCAGAGUUAGGAUGUAUUUACCGUCAUGGAUCAUGAGCAGGUGUUAUGGUUGGUUAAUGGAGGCAUAAACAUUACUGCGUCUGUCAAGAACCUGCCUUGGUCUGUGAUGAAGACUUUUCUUUUUAAGAAAGCUCAAAGCAAAGUUGCAAGAAAAGGUUGUCUUUAGACUGUAGCAUAUGCUACUGUAGCUCUGUGUUGUGCUCCACUUUAGCAACAUGUUAUUGUCUGCCAAAUACGUAAAGCUAAAUACAGUUGAACCAUUUAUUUAAUGCCGUGAUUCCUCAUGCUGACGCACUGUGGCUUGUUCUCCGUUUCCAGUUCUGUACUUGCACCAGCUAUUCGUAAAUCCAUUACCGCAAGAGUGUGUGUGUGCGUCUGUGUCCUGCCGAAGUUCUUUGUAACAACUAGCUAAUUUCAAACUAGUCAUUUAGUAAAUCGGGUUGCACCAUUAAAACUUAUUGAACGCCUUAGCCUGUUGCUAGAAAUAAUCUGUAUCAAUGUCAGAUCAAAAUCAAAUCAUCUAUGAAAUUUGAAUUUAAUGGAGCAUCGCAAGCUAUAUAAAAAAAAGUUUGUUGGACAAACUAUAUUAAUAAAAUUAUAAUAUAUUAAACAGCCAGCCACCAUCAUGUGUAUUUCAAAAUGAGUGGCAUCAAUUUAUAAUAAAUGAAAAGUAUUCUCAUUAUGCUAUAUUUAAGUACGCCAUUCAGUCUGACGUUAUUAGCAUAACGUUUUGUGAUUUGUGCUAUUUUAUGUUAUUUUUUGUGAAUUUUUGUUUGAAAUUUUAAAAUCUUCCUAGUUUACAUGCGUCAUUAUUUAACAGCAUUUUAUCAAGUGUUCUUCACAGCAUCGACCAUAUCACAAUACCUCUUUUACUCUACAAUCUAAACGGGUAAUAUAUUCGUCAGUUAGCAUUUUUAGGUAUAUGUGAGAAAACAUUAGCUUUGUCACUGAGCUAUGCAACAGUUAACAGUUGAUAUAUUAGCAAGCUAACGUAAGCUUUGUCACUUACCUGAACAACAGGUAACGUUUAAUGUAUUAGCAAGCUAACGUAAGCUUUGUAAGUUACCUGAACAACAGUUAAACCUGGCAGUUACUGGGUGUAAAUAUUUAAAUGAAGCUAAUCUCCAAGAACUAGUUUAUGUGGUGCAACCCAUUUUAAUUUUGUGAUGCUAAAUCUCCACCUCGUAAACACUUUCAUUUGAAGUUUGAACUUACGAACAGCUGGUGCCACUGGCUCCUGCUCCCUUUUCAAAAAAAAUAAAAAUUCAAAAGGAAAGGUUUGUAUAUUAUUAAGCAUCAAGAGUUUGCUAGUAAGGUGCAGUGGAAGCGACUGCAGAGCCAGAUUAGUAUAGUACAAAACUAAAUUCAAUCUGCAGUCCAUUAUCGUAGAUUCCAACAGCAAAAAAAAGUAAUUGUUCAGUAGUAAAUGUGCAGUAGUGUUUUUGAUAAAUGAGGAUUAAUGGUGAAUAAGCAGUGUCACAUCUGUACGAAGGGAGAAAAUCAGUGGUAUGUAUCCAUUUGUCAUAUUAGCUAAAAUAAUCAAUCAGAAAAAAACACACUUGUCUAAAGUGCUCUUAAUUUUCUUAGCCCAACAUUAGGGGCUUUAAUUGGAGUUUUUUCUUCUUCUUAGGUUGUUGUUGCUUUUUUCUUUUUCUUUUUUUUUUAUAAUUACCGCAUCUCUCCAAAUAAUGUCAUUUUGAUUUAAGUCUGCUUUGAUGAACUACCUCACGCUGAAUUUCUGCCAGUUCUUGCAUAUACUUAGUCGCCUGCAGAAUUAGCUAUCGAAGACGUGUGAAUAACAGAUUCCAUUAUUUAUUUAUUUGAAAGUGUACUAUUUGUUGGUUUCAACAGACUUCUAGUUUUGUACAUUAUGUAUACUUCACCUAGAAGUAAGAGAAUUGUUAUAUGUAUUUUUUGUUCUUUUUUUUUUUUUGGUUUGUUUUUAAACUAAAUGUGCAAUACCUUCAGCAAACUGUGCUAGUAGUAUGUGAUGGGCCUAGCCUUUGUUAGCUGUCUCCUGAAGGUAAAGAAAAUGUUUGGUACUGUCAAUCCAUGUUUUCCUUUUUUAUGAAUAAGAUCAAUUUUUAUUUCUGUGACUUGUUUAUAGUCAUGAUGUUACGUAAUCAGUCUUACCCACCAGACAAAUCUGUCGGCCGGAGGUUUGACGCGGAGACGCAACGUUCUUUGAGUCACAAUCUGGCCGACAGAUUUUGAUUUGAGAAUGUGGUAAGGACAAUAAUGUUAAUAAACACAAAAAAGAUGAGUAAAUACCUACAAGAAAUCAUUAUAUGUAUGGUGCUGGUUUGUAAUGUUUGCUAGUGAAUCCAGCCAUGCAAGUAGUUUUAAGAAUUCCUGGAUCUGCGCGUCCCAAAAACCGCAACCAACGAAAAAGUGCACUACUAGAAUACAUGCACUGGGAUCUGAUGAUGCCACCUCUUAAAAAAAUAAAAAUAAAAAAACAUGUACUGCAAAUAAAAGAAAUACACUUUGA